Molecule: messenger RNA, 1117 nt
Organism: Cynara cardunculus var. scolymus (artichoke)
Lineage: Eukaryota; Viridiplantae; Streptophyta; Magnoliopsida; Asterales; Asteraceae
Exons: 7
Coding region: 71-1030 (319 amino acids)
Cellular component (GO): chloroplast
Molecular function (GO): phosphatase activity
Source: RefSeq, a predicted model, not a curated record
AAAAGCUUCUGUUUUUAAGUCGUUGGCAGCCACUUUGUGUUCAGAUAUUGGAAUUGUGGUGGAACAGAAGAUGAUGGCAAGAUGCUCAAGCUCAAUGGCUUCUGUACCCAAUUCCAAUGACGCCAAGGUUUUGCAGAGCUUCACAGGUCUCCGGCAAAUCGCUGAAACUCGUCAUUACAAGGCAUGGUUUUUAGAUCAGUUUGGGGUUCUUCAUGAUGGGAAACAACCUUAUCCUGGCGCAAUAUCUACAUUGGAAAAUUUGGCUGCUCAUGGUGCCAAGAUGAUCAUUAUCAGUAAUUCAUCAAGACGUGCAUCAACAACCUUGGAUAAAUUAAAGAGCCUUGGGUUCGAUCCUUCUCUUUUUGUAGGAGCCAUCACCAGUGGAGAAUUGACAUAUCAGCAUCUUCAAAGGAGAGAUGAUCCUUGGUUUUGGGCACUAGGAAAGACCUGCAUUCACAUGACAUGGAGUGACCGAGGCGCUAUAUCACUUGAGGGUCUAGGGCUAAAGGUAGUAGAUAAUGUUGAAGAAGCUGAAUUUAUUUUGGUCCAUGGUACCGAAGCUUUGGGGCUUUCUUCUGGCAACUCUGUUUCCAAGAAGCUUGAGGAGCUUGACAAGAUUUUGGAGCAAUGUGCAGCUAAAGGAAUCCCUAUGGUGGUAGCAAAUCCCGACUUUGUUACUGUUGAGGCUAGAGAACUACGUAUCAUGCCUGGUACAUUAGCAGCUAAUUAUGAAAAGCUUGGUGGUGAAGUUAAAUGGAUGGGUAAGCCUCAUCAGAUUAUCUAUAAAUCAGCCAUGGCCAUGGCGGGUGUCGAUGCUUCCAACUCAAUUGCUGUGGGAGAUUCUCUACAUCACGACAUAAAAGGUGCAAAUGCAUCUGGGAUCGAAUCUGUUUUUAUCACUUGUGGGAUCCAUGCAACUGAACUUGGACUAACUGGAUUUGGAGAAGUUGCUGACAUGUCAACUGUGCAUGCUCUUGCAUCGAAGCAUGAUGCUUGUCCGUCAUAUGUAUUGCCUUCAUUUACUUGGUAAUCUCAAUACAGGUGAAUUAUGUAUCCUCUUUCCCCUUGUACAAUAUUAUAAAUAUUUAUACAAGAUUUUGGAGCAACCUUCAUGAAA